Erinaceus europaeus (western European hedgehog) is the source of this 1230-nucleotide messenger RNA. RefSeq names its product sperm motility kinase 2B-like. Gene Ontology annotation, biological process: intracellular signal transduction; protein phosphorylation. The transcript has a single exon. NCBI's taxonomy places the organism in Eukaryota, Metazoa, Chordata, Mammalia, Eulipotyphla, Erinaceidae. Gene Ontology annotation, molecular function: ATP binding; protein serine/threonine kinase activity. The record is from RefSeq and is a predicted model, not a curated record. The coding region runs from base 1 to 1230 and encodes 409 amino acids. Gene Ontology annotation, cellular component: cytoplasm.
AUGGACCAGCCCCCUCCUUUGGGAGAGGACAUGGUCCCCAGGUACCUUGUCCUAGGUGCCAUCGGGACAGGUACCUUUUCCGAUGUGAUGCUGGUCCGGCAUGUCCGCAGUGACAGGCACUACGUUGUCAAGAUGAGCAAGCCUGGAAGGUCAACACUGGCGGUGGCGCGCUGGGAGAAGACGAUCAUGAGAGGUUUGGAGCAUCCCAAUGUUAUGAGGGUGCUGGACAGCAUUGAGAGGCGAGGCAGGGUAUGUUUGACCAUGCCCUAUGUGAGCGGGGGAGACCUGCGGCUCUACCUGAGUAACAACGCACCGGUGGGGGAGGAGGAGGCCAGAAGAAUCUUUCUGCAGCUGACCUCGGCAAUGCAUUAUUGCCAUCACAAGGGCGUGGCGCAUAGGGAUUUGAAGCCUGAAAACAUCUUGAUGGACAGUGAUAGGGGCAAGGUCAUCGUCACCGAUUUCGGAAUGGGACAUUACUUUCUCGAAAAACCAAUGAGAGGCCUGUGUGGAACUCCUGGGUACAUAGCACCCGAGGUAUACCUGGGGCACAACUAUGGACCCGGGGUGGAUUUAUGGGGCCUGGGAGUAAUACUCCACGAAAUGCUUAAGGGUCACCGGCCAGGAUGCGGGCCAUUUGAAGAAAAGAGUAACACCCUCUCCUCCCAAGUCCAGCACCUACUGGAGGGUUUGCUACAGAGCAGCCCAAGGCGGCGAAUGGGGUGGACCCAGAUCUUGUGUCACCCCUGGGUGACCCAGGGCUCCGGGCCAACAGGGGCUCACCUGGAACCCGAGCCCGCUGAUGAGCCCACCGCGUCCAGCAUGCCCUUCGUCGCCUUGUGGCAAAACCGUGAUUCUGCACCACCAGCCCCAGCCUCGGAGGCCAAAGCCCAAGCCCGGGAGCUUGGCAGCCCCUACAGGAGAUGGAGCAUGCCAAAGUUAGGCAACUGGCACCUUGCCUCCACACCCAUCUCCGACCUUGCCCCCCCGCCGGGGAGUCCCAACAUUGGGUCCACUGCCCUCACUGCUGGCUCUGUCGUCCCCUCCUCCGAAGAUGUCCCCCGCUCCAGCCAAGGCCCAGCAGCCAGCCACACCUCGCCCUCCACCUGGAUCCCAGUGCGCCACGGUAAAGGCCGAAGGCUGCUCAACGGCUUGCUACAUCUCUGCUGUUUCUGCUGCUCUGGACCCUCCCGAACAGGCAGGAGGGCCCGGGUCCAGCCGGCCAGCAUUUGA